Molecule: messenger RNA, 4967 nt
Organism: Uloborus diversus
Lineage: Eukaryota; Metazoa; Arthropoda; Arachnida; Araneae; Uloboridae
Exons: 4
Coding region: 150-1661 (503 amino acids)
Source: RefSeq, a predicted model, not a curated record
UCUCUCCUUUACUUGAUAUUGUGGGUCACGCCUGUACACACCUGGAGAAAUCCUGCCAAAUUAAUUUUUAUGCGCUGGCGAAUGACGACAGUGUCAAGCAAAAUGUCGGCCCCUUUCGGCAAGAGCAUGCCGUGUUAAGGGACACCGAAAUGGACCCAAGUUGUUCAGAUCUGGAGUUCUUUGAUUUCAAAAAUGCAACUGAAGAUGAAAUCAAAGAAAUACAAGCCAUACUUAAAGGUCCUGGAAGCAAUGGAUGUGUUGAGUUGCCAUGGGAAAUUCCAAUCAAAGAAAAUGUGAUAGAAGAAUUUUCACAAGAUGCAGGUACGGAUGAAAAGGUUGAACUAGUAGUUACAUCAAAGAGUUCCAAAUCUAUUGAAACAGUUGUUAGUCAAGAACAACUAGUUACAACUCCCCAGACACCUCUUUCUCCACCUGUUGCAAGAUUACCACCGCCUCCAGUUGAAGCCUUUGUUGCUCCACCGACAACGAUAGGUCCCUAUGCAAAUACUCCUUAUUUUGUGUCCCGAACUCUACCUUAUUUACGUGCCUACACACACAUGGGUGUUCCGUUCUUUGCAGCAUGCCCCAUAUCCGGAGGGGGAGAAACAAAUCCGAUGAAUGCCCCAUACAGUCAUUUCGUGCCUGUGGUGCCAGCCACUGUCGGGCAAGAAAAAUUUGUUGGACCUUUAGAAAGUGAAUCUGGUCAGAAAAACAGAGUACUUGGCGAAAGACAAUUCAACAGGCGAAGUAAAAAGAAACUUCCCAAUGCAGAAUAUUGCAGUACAUAUGAUUCUGAUUGUGCAGAUGUAUAUAGAGAACCUACAUUAGGUGAUGAGCAGACACCUGUUUCUCCUCCUGUAUCUUCCACUGUGAGCAAUGAUCGUCCAACAUCUGUGCCUCUAGUGCCUUUACCUGUGCCGCCUCCGGCUUUCGGUGUCGCAGGUGGUACCCUUCCUCUUCAUGGCUAUCCACCUGGGCUUCAUGCACUUCCAAACACACAGAUGUAUGGACCUCAAGCGCCGUCGGCUGCCAUGUAUUAUGUUCCCGUAUUCAACCACUAUGGCAGUUACCUACCCUCCCCUCCCUCUGCCCCCAUGGUGCUUCCGGUCAGUCUUCGGCCUGAAAACGAGACCACAUCGGAAAUCAGAGCCGAGUGCAGCGAGGAAGUGAUAAAGACUGCUAACCCCCCUCCCGCAACUGCCUCCACCACCGCAAAGUCGACGGAAAAUUCUAGUAACGUCCAGUCAAAUUGUGAGGAUGUUGUAGCUCAUGAACAGAUUAUUGAAAAUGCCAACAGUAAGCAGGUUUCUGUUAGUCCAAUUGCCAAAAACACAGUAUCAGAGGCUGAAGAAGUGACAGACUGCAAUUCGUCCUCUGAUUACCCCCUUAGUAAAAGUGCUAGUUCUUCUCCUGACUGUAUCUCUGAAAUAGUCACGAUAGCCGAAGAUAGCUGCAAAUGUCAGCCGACUGUGGAAAACAAAGAUAUUAAUAAAGAUUCUUCACGAUGUUGGGCAGACCUGUUCAAGAAACCUUGUCCCGAGGUCAACGGCAUCGAUCGUCAGUUUCCUGCUGAUCAAGGACAUGAAAAUAUUAAUAAUUACAAUUCAGAUAUUGCUAAUGGGAAACUACACUCUGUGCCUGCUAAUAGUAAUGUUCUUUAGGUAUCAAAGAUAAUAGCAGUUUAUGUGGCUGCUACGUAUAUUUUGCCUGAAAAGCAUUUUUAUUGAGACUGUUUUGCAGACUGCCUCGUGUUUUGUCAGAGUGAUAUUGUUGUUGUGAUCAUGACUGAAGGUUGAGCUUUUGUGCAUAAAUUUAAAUUAUUAGAUAGGGCAAUGUAAUUUUUGUGCUACGUUUCACUCAUAUCUGUACCACUUUACUUGCUUCUUUUAAAAGGAAGCCUGGUUGUGUGGUGUAAAAGUAUAAAGGACUGUGCAUUAUACUAACUUUACAAUGUAAGAUUUGCUGUGUUUUAAUUUUUAUCUUGUUCUUUACAAAUUAUAAUGUACAUACACUUUUCUAAAUAGAAAUACAACUGAGAAUUUAGACAAUGUAUUUGACUCUGUAGCUAUGAAUUUUUCUAAAUUAGAUUAAAUUAUGUGUGUUCAGAAAUCAAAUCUAGAAAAAUUGUUUUUGCUUUGCAUUUUAGUUGAAAACCUGCUGUUGAAUAGCAAUAAAAAGAAAACAAAAAGAAAAAUUAAUGUACAUUUCUACUGUUGAAUAUGUUGAAAAAUCUUUGUCAGCAAUGAAAUGUGUAACUACCUUGCCUGAAAUCAAGUCUCUGCUACAAAAUAGGCAAUACAAGUUAAUGUUAAUUCUGUGGAAGUUACCGAGAUAAAUAAAUUUUUUAAUAGCAUAACAAUUUUAUCCUUUGUAUAAAAUUCAGUUUUUUUUUACUGCCUAGCAAAAUACUUGCAGAACAUUUUUAAGAAGGCUCUUUUGUUUGAACCUCAUUUUCAAAAAUUUUGGUUUUAAUGAAUGUUUUAAAGUUAUAGUUUUUUUAUUUGAAAACUUUAUCUUAAAAUCAGAAUUAAUUUUUAUUGUUUAUAGCCUUGUUAUUUCAUAUUUGCAUUGAUACUGAUUCGAAAAAAUAAAAUACAGGGAAAUAUGUUUAACAUAAAAACGCUUAACAUGAAAAAUUGUUUCCAUGAAAUGCUAUGGUACUCUGGACAUAAUACUGUUUAAUUUAAUACAAAUCUUUUUGACAUGAAGAAAUACUUUAGUUCUUCAGUUUCGUGUUGAGCCUUUUCACUGUGUACCUAAAAUGUGAUCUUUUGAUGAAGAAGUGGUGAUAAAUAGCUCAAGCUAACAUUUGCAUAAAAAAUCUUCAAAGAAAUUUCAUCAUUUAGAAAUUUUACCGUUUUGAUGUGCAUCAAUGAAAACUUUAUUUUUCAUCCAAAUUGGCAUGUGCUAAGUCAUUUAUAUUGUGCUAGAAAGAUUAUCAAAACUGAUGUGUGCUUUUUAUCAAAAACCUUUUAGUCACAUACAUUUCAAAUAAAUAUAUUAAGUAAAUUUUAUUCUGCCGGAUUUCUGGAAAUCCUGUGUGUAAUCCUGUUUUUUUUUUUUUUUUAAGUUUCAUUGUGAUGGUGGAACUCAAUUUUUAUGUAUUACAGUAACCAUCAUGAUACCGUAAUCGUAUUUUGAGUACUUCAUCAGUUGAUUUUUCUGUGUUGCAAAUCCUUGUCAAUUUUUAUGCCACUUAACUUCUUUUGCAAGUAAUGAAAAAUGCUUUGAAACAAACCUGAAAUCCAUAACUAGCUGACAUAUCGUCACCUCCAAUCGACUGUUGAAUGUCUUACUGUUAUUCCUGGGAUUAGAUGUCUUACUGUUGCUGUGAGAUGAUGAAGUAAAGAUAGAACUUUUAUUUGCAUGAACUUGAACAAGUGAAUAAUGCUGUAUCAGUUGUUUCCAAUCAUGGGGGGGGGGGGGGUAUUCAAUCCUUGGAUCUAUGGGCGGAUUUCAGUCUUUUUCUUAGUCAUACAUAAUUUGAUGGAAAAAUUAUUGUCCUCUACCUGCAUGUUUUUUAUUUUUGUUUAAUCCAUCCAAACUCAAGAAGAAAUAAUUUAGAUUUAAAUGUUAUUUACAGUUGAACCUUGUUUUACGUGGGGGUUCUUUUCCAUGAUGCGUAAAUUAAGACAUAAUACUAGUGAUACAGUCAAACCUGUCUAUCUCGAAUUUCACGGGAAGAAAAAAAAAUUUGAGAUGAAGAGGUUUUGAGAUACGGAGGUUUUUUGAGAAACUAAUUGAAAUUUAGAAUCUGAUGAUUAAAAUUUGAAUUUUGUACUAAAGACAAUACUUGCGUCAGAUAAAAAUUGUUCCUUAUUAGUUUUGUGAGGUAUUUAUGCUACUACUUUAUGCUAAGCACUUGAUUGAAUGUUUAAGGAAUCAAUCAUUUUGACAGAAUUUGAGACUUCUGAAAUUUUAAGCAUACUUUUUUCAAGCAAAAUCGUCUUUUAUUGUUUUUUGGUUCCUGAGUUUUUUGGAUUCAACUAUCCUCUUGAGGUUGGCAAUGGCUGAAAAUCCAUCUGGGCCAAUAUUUUCUUGGAAUUCGAGGAAAGUUGUUAAUGUCGUAAGAGCCUUUUCUGCGUCUUUUACAGUCACUUUAGGUGCAUCUUCCUGGAUGAUCUCUUCCGAAUCGCCUUUUAAGUUAUCCACGAUUUCCGCAUCGGUUAAAGUUCCACAUGUGGCCAGAGAAUUAUCUACAUCUAAAAAUUCUUCAAAAGGAAUAUCAACGUUCAUUCCAUUCUUGAUGGCUUUCCAUUCUUGGAAACUUACUGCAUUCUCUUCAGUUAUGGUGUCAACAGCCGCUUCCUUUUCUUCCUCUUCAACUCAUUAAGCAUCAUUUUCAAUCUUCCUCUUUGCAUCUAUUUUUGAAACCAGCUUUAAUGAAGCAAUUUUCAAUUGUAUUCUGAGUGACAUCUCUCCAUGCAUAAUCCACCAUCUUCAUAGCAUCCAGUAUGUUGAUUUUUGGAAAAGUAUAUCCUUCGUCGAUUGCAUCUAGAGGCUGUAGCUUUGAAGCAGUGUUAGCAGUGAAUAUAUGUCACUGGUGAAUCACCUAUCUAAGAGAAUGGAAUCUCCCGUUUUUUUUUCUUCAAAGGUAUGCGUAUUGAUAUUGCUAAUUUUGUGCCAACAUAUUUUAACUUUUCUUAUCUCAUAUUCCCUUGCAGAGGACUUGUCAAUCUGGUUGCAUCCGAGUUUGAGCCAAGCUAGAUUCUUUUUUUUUUCUUUCUUCUCUAAAAAUUGAUUCAAGACGUUUCGGAUGACAGUGAACUAUCAAAGCUAUGAAGUUUAGAUAGUAAAAUUUUUUCAAGUCAGAAAGUGUUUCUGUAUUACUUAAAUUCUGGAUAUUCUUUAUAUGUUGAUCAUCAUAUUAGUUACUUUAAAUGUUAAAUAUAUUAGCUUGUUUUAACCCUUUACAGUCAUAUAUUUAUAUCAUUCUUGAUUUUAUGCUCUUUGAAUUUCAUUUGAUU